AUGACUUCACCACGUCGAACGCGCCAGCCCCCUUGUGACACCUCCCGCCAACAUCCACUCGGCGCCCACUAUCACCAUCGCAGUCCACCGCGGACUGGCGUGACCUCGACAAUGUACAAGCAGGCGACGCAAAAGACGAGCGAGGUGUUGUCGCUGCCUCCGCGAUGGCUGGGCAUGUACUCGGACUUCAUCACCAAGAACAGCAGCGCAGUGUCGCAGAUUGAGUCUGCAUUGCGAUCGCUAACCUACAUCAUCCCCGGCCGCUUCCGGGAGUCCGAAAUUGCGUCAGAAUCAUUGCACAGCGGCGUUCAAAUACUCUCCCUAUAUCAUGAUUCUCUCCUCUCAAAAGCCAUGGCACAAAUGCCCGGAACGCGACGACAGCCGCUGACCCCGCACCACCGAUAUACAAAGUUCUGGAUCGAGAAGUCUCCCACAUACAAGCGUAUUGCAAUAGUCCUGCAGAUGAUCCAAUACACAGAGCUACUGUGGGAGAUGGCUGCGAAGCGAAAGGGUGAGAAGAUGCGGUGGCGCGUAGUCGUCUUGUUGGAGAUAGUCAAGGCAGUGUGUAGAUUACUACUGCUACGGUUGACAAACUCACGACCGUUGCUAUCGCCGCCACUUCCACAAAGGGAGGUCGAUCCAAGUUCUCUCGAGGAGCAGUCUGCUGCGGCCGAUGGUAUGGAUACCCCACCCAGUGAGCGCUCGGUAGAGGCGGAGAAUUGGACGAUGCCUAGGACAGGACUCUCCAUGCCCAGCCUGCCGGACUCGUCAGACAUCUCAAACUACCUCCUCUCCAAGGUGCUCACUGCAGACGACAUUAAACCCCCCAAGGCACUGCUUCACCGUGUCAGUGGAAAGGGCGAGCUUGCAGAAGUACUAUACAUUCUCCGACCGGUCGCCUACGCUCUCGCUAUGCAACACUUCAAGGGCGACAGGAAGAGCUGGCGGCCAUGGCUCAUUGGUGUCAGCAUCGAGUAUGGUGCCCGACAACUUGCCAAGAAGGACUUCCAGGAACGACUAGCUGGUGGGCUUCGUGGGUUGACUGGACUGGAGCGUGAGGAGCUAAGGAAGCGCGGCUGGCAAAUGGGCUGGUGGGCCAUGCGUGGGGCCUUCUAUGAGAACAUUACCAAGGGCUGGAUACAUUCUAUCACGCGCAAGCUCAAGAACAAGCCACUUCUUGACAUGGUUGGUGGUGUCAUUGAGGACUACGAGUUUCUCUGGGAUCAGUACUACUUUCCAACAGCGACGCUGUGA
Plenodomus lingam JN3 is the source of this 1254-nucleotide messenger RNA. RefSeq lists its product as uncharacterized. Lineage: Eukaryota; Fungi; Ascomycota; Dothideomycetes; Pleosporales; Leptosphaeriaceae. Gene Ontology annotation, cellular component: peroxisomal membrane. The record is from RefSeq and is a predicted model, not a curated record. Gene Ontology annotation, biological process: peroxisome organization.